Megalops cyprinoides (Indo-Pacific tarpon) is the source of this 1377-nucleotide messenger RNA. RefSeq names its product calpain, small subunit 1 b (gene capns1b). Gene Ontology annotation, molecular function: calcium ion binding. The record is from RefSeq and is a predicted model, not a curated record. Lineage: Eukaryota; Metazoa; Chordata; Actinopteri; Elopiformes; Megalopidae. Bases 203 to 853 code for a protein of 216 amino acids. The transcript has 11 exons.
AGCAAGCAUUUACUUGGGUGUGGAGGUCUUUGGUGGGGAAGGGACGGUUUUGCUGAACUGGUUUGUGCUGUACGUAGUUGGGAGGGGAGUCCGUACUAAAACACCCGACAGUCUUGCACUCGCCUUCGUUUCAUAUACGCCAGGCUCUUGCCUCUACUGCCUGUGUUUCUGCCCGUCUUUCACCUUCACUGACACUGUCAAGAUGUUUCUGGCCAAAAAACUAAUCGGAGGUCUCAUUGAUGUUGUGAGCAAUAUUGACCCUGGCCAGUUCGUGCCCUCAGAUCCUCCCCCACCCCGCAGGCCCCUGGCAUACGCCGAGCAGCAUGAGAGUGACGAGGAGAGGCAAUUCCGCAAGGUGUUCCAGCAGCUGGCAGGGGAUGACAUGGAGGUGAGCCCCAAUGAACUGAUGAACAUCCUCAACAGAAUCAUCUCCAAACAUGGCGAUCUGAAGACAGACGGUUUCAGCAUUGAAUCCUGCAGAAGCAUGGUGGCAGUCAUGGAUAGUGACAGCACUGGCAAGCUGGGCUUCCAUGAAUUCAAGUAUCUAUGGAACAACAUCAAGAAAUGGCAGGGUAUCUACAAACAGUACGAUAGCGACCGUUCAGGUGUCAUCGGCGCCGAUGAGCUGCCCAACGCUUUCAGAGCUGCAGGCUUCCCUCUCAACGACCAGCUCUUCCAGAUGAUCAUCCGAAGAUACAGCGACGAGAGCGGCAACAUGGACUUCGACAACUACAUCGGCUGCCUGGUGCGACUGGAUGCCAUGUGUCGUGCCUUCAAGACCCUUGACAAGGACAGCAAUGGAACCAUCAAAGUCAACAUCCAGGAGUGGCUGCAGUUGACCAUGUACUCUUGAGCACCGGAGACGUCUUCAGAACUGCUUCCCUGUCUGUCUUCUGCGUGUCUCUAGCCACACUCUACCCCUAGCUCUGACACUGCUCUAGCCUGUUUGCAUGUCUUACUUUUUCAGUUGGGACACUUCUGUGGAAUGUCACAUUACCCAGAUUAUUAACCAAGGACAAUCGGAGGAGUUUCAUGGUCCAAACCUAAACCUCCCUUAAAAUGCGUAUCGUUGCCACUUUUGUAUUUUUAUUUGAGACAGGUUUACUUUAUGUCUACUUUCUCAGCUAAAGGGUGUAUCACCAGCCAUAUUCAUGCCUUUGCCAUUUUGUGUAGAGGCCAACAGAUGCUAGACGCAGUCCCUUCACUAGGGGGCAGCCUUGUAACAGCACAAGGAAGAGCUUUGCCAUUUAAACACAGAGAUGUCAGGACCUUUUACAUUGUUAUCCUUGGUCUCAUCCUACUCAAAUGUUUGUAAUUCCCUUUUGACAACUUAUUUUGCAUAAAAGAAGUGUUUGAUUAAAGGAAUCAUUAUCAUGA